UGUUUUCCAGGGUACAGAAUGUGCAUCUGCCACUUACCUUGUCGUCCCAUAAAACCACACCUCGUCGGAGACCAGACACUUUCAAAGAUGGGAGCCCACUACCAUUGUAUCGUCUGUUCAGCAACUAUCUCGCGAAGAAGUGACAUGAUAAGUCACAUUAAUCGUCAUGUGAAUAAAGGAGAAACUGAGUCAAGGUUUUUUGCAGUUCCUGCUCGUAAUUCUCGUGAAGUGCUGAGAGAGUCAGCCACAGAUGUGCAGGUUCUUCCCAACUACUCCACACCUCUGAAAACAGAUUCCUAUUUUAAUCCUAAAAUGAAACUCAACAGGCAGUUGAUAUUCUGCGCGCUCGCCGUUCUAGCUGAGGAACGUAAACCGAUAGAAUGUUUGGAUGCUUUUGGUGCCACUGGUAUAAUGGGAUUGCAGUGGGCAAAGCAUCUCAGAAGUGCUGUGAAGGUUACAAUUAAUGACUGUAACGAAAAUUCUGUGACAAUGAUCAAGGAAAACUGCCAUUUAAACAAAAUGAAGGUGAAACUGGACCUUAAGGAAGAAGGCAACGACGAAACUGGGGGAGAAAAUACUGACACCAUUGAGGUGACAAAAAUGGAUGCUAAUGUUCUCAUGCAUUUGAGAUCAUUUGAUUUUAUCCAUUUGGACCCCUUUGGAACUGCGGUGAAUUACCUGGAUUCUGCCUUUAGAAAUGUGAGAAAUCUUGGGAUUGUGUCACUGACAUCCACAGACAUCAGUUCUCUGUAUGCAAAGGCUCAACAUGUCGCCCGGCGUCACUAUGGGUGUAAUAUUGUCAGAACAGAGUACUACAAGGAACUGGCAGCCAGAAUAGUAGUUGCUGCUGUGACAAGAGCUGCGGCUCGCUGUGACAAAGGCAUUGAAGUUUUACUCGCGGUAGCUCUGGAACACUUUGUUCUAGUAGUGGUCAGAGUUUUAAGGGGACCAUCCCCUGCAGAUGAGUCAGCAAAGAAAAUAAAAUACCUCAUCCACUGCCAGUGGUGCGAAGAGAGGAUUUUUCAGAAAGAGAGUAAUAUGGUAGAAGAAAACCCUUAUCAUCAGCUGCCUUGUGACUGUCACGGCAGCAUGCCUGGGAAGACAGCAGUAGUUCUUGGUCCCCUCUGGUCAGGAGCCCUCUUUAACCCUGGAUUCCUCAGAAGAAUGGUGUAUGAGGCUGUCCAGUAUAGCUUGGACGAAGCUCAGCCGCUUCUGAAGACCCUGGUUUGUGAAGCAGACUGUAGAACUUCGAAGCAUUUCUACGGCCGCAGUACCUUUGAGGAGAACAGGCAAGAAGAGUGUGGCGUAUACAUUAAGACACCAAAUACUUCUGCAGAAUCCUACUUGGUGCAUGGAAAAAGAAAAAGUGAAGAAGUGGUUCAAAAUGCAGCCAAGCGACAAAAAUCCGAGAACAGUGCUGAGCACCCCGCGUUUUACUACAACAUCCAUAGACACAGCAUCAAAGGAAUGAACAUGCCAAAGUUAAAUAAGUUCUUAGACUAUCUCUUCGACGCUGGAUACAAAGUAAGCAGAACCCACUUUGAUCCUAUGGGCGUUCGCACGAACGCGCCCUUGGCGCAAUUCAAGACUAUUCUGAUGAAGUACAGCACGCCCACCUACGCCGGGGGCCAGGCAGAAGGCCCUGUCCACCUAGCCGAAGACGUUCAGGCAGGAGAACAGGUCCAGGCUGCUGCAGACGGCAGGGCAGAAGAUGCCGAGCUCCGGGACGAUGAUUAA
This is a messenger RNA of Eurypyga helias (sunbittern), 1737 nucleotides long. RefSeq names its product tRNA methyltransferase 1 homolog (S. cerevisiae)-like (gene TRMT1L). The coding region runs from base 19 to 1737 and encodes 572 amino acids. Gene Ontology annotation, biological process: tRNA N2-guanine methylation. Gene Ontology annotation, cellular component: nucleus. Gene Ontology annotation, molecular function: RNA binding. The transcript has 12 exons. The record is from RefSeq and is a predicted model, not a curated record. Lineage: Eukaryota; Metazoa; Chordata; Aves; Eurypygiformes; Eurypygidae.